AUGGAGCGAGGAGGGAAGAGGACGCGGGGAGCUCUUCUCGGGGUCCGCCUGGUCCCCCCCGUGCUUCUACUGCUUCUGCUGCUGCUGCAGCUGGUGGGAGGGGUCCCCCUGGGCCAGGGGCUGUAUCCCAUGCCGGCCAGCAUCCUGCAAGCACUGUCGAGCCGUGGGACGCUGGUGCUGGAGGCAGCACUGAGGAGCGCACUGCUGGCACUGGAGCGGGCGCUGUCCGAGCAGCAGCGGCAGCGAGGGGCCUGUGGACUCUGUGCCCCCUGCCUCUUCCCACCUUGCGCCAACAUCACCGGCCAUUGCCCACCGCCAGCUGUGCCCCCAAGCUGCCAGGCCCUGCUGGAUGCCCAGGCACUGCCCGAGCUGCCCCAGCGCAACUGGGCACUGAGCCAGGCCUGUGCCCCCUACCAGCAUCUGUGCCCACCUGAGGGGGCCCCACACACCUGUGCCCCGCUCAGCGCCCGGCUCUGCCAGAACCGCCUCCAGGAGUGCCAGACGGCAGCCGCGGCCCCGGGUCCUGAUGCAGCAGCAGAGGUGGCAACGCCAGGGAGCUGUGGGCACCGUGGGGGUCCACAAGCCAAUGCCACGGCCCCCCGCGGACGGAUCAUGGGCGGCAGCGUGGCCCCACGGGGUGCCUGGCCCUGGCUGGUGUCGGUGCGGCUGCACGGGGAGCUGAUGUGCGGAGGGGUGCUGGUGGGGCGCUCCUGGGUCCUCACCGCGGCACACUGCUUUGGCGGAAACCGUAAUGAGCUGGCGUGGACGGUGGUGGUGGGUGACCACGAGCUGGGAAAGCCGGGUGUGGGCGAGAGGGCAGUGCCCAUCCGACGCAUCCUGCCUCAUCCUAAGUUUAACCCCAAGACCUUUCACGGAGACUUGGCGUUGCUGGAGCUGGCAGUGCCGCUGGCCCCGUCACCCACCAUCAGCCCCGUGUGCCUUCCCAGUGGCCCCACAGAGCCCAGCCCUGGCACUCCCUGCUACAUCGCGGGCUGGGGCUCCCUCUAUGAAGAGGGACCAGUGGCUGAUGUGGUGAUGGAGGCACAGGUGCCCCUGCUCAGCCAGGAGACGUGCCGGGGUGCCCUGGGCAAGGACCUGCUCACCAGUGCCAUGUUCUGUGCUGGGUACUUGUCUGGAGGCAUCGAUUCCUGUCAGGGCGACUCAGGGGGCCCACUGGCAUGCCAAGACCCCACUUCACACCACUUUGUCCUCUACGGUAUCACCUCGUGGGGUGACGGCUGUGGUGAGCGGGGCAAACCGGGAGUCUACACCCGCGUCACUGCCUUCACGGACUGGCUCAGCCUCCAGAUGGACUCUGUCCCUGGCAGCCGAGAACCGAGCUGCUUCGACCUGCUGGCACUGGCCCAGCUACCCCCAGAGCGGCAGAACCCUGAGCGCACCCGUCUCUGCGCCUUCUAUGCCGGAUCCUGCCGGGCACCUCAGGGCCGGGCCACCUGUGCCCGCCUGGCUGAGGAGACCUGCCGUGCCAGGAUAAGACGAUGUGAGCUGCAUUCCUACGCCCAGACCCUGCUGGAUCUCCUGCGCCAGGCUGGGGACUUCAUCCGAAACCAGUUUGAUUUCUCCUUCCUCAGCCGCACUCUGCCCCAGCUCCUGGGCAAGAUCUAUGGGCAUUUCUUCCCUCCCCGUGUCCGCAGGGAUAUCCCAGAGCUGGCUGUGGCAGGGGGCCACUCAAGGCCCACAGCAGAGGGACCCCAGAAAGUCCCCACCAGGUGGGGGACCAGGCGGCUGCCCCCCUUUGCAGACCUCUUUGGGGCAGUGGGACCCCAGUUGCAAGACUGGAUGGAGGCGCUGAGGGCCAUGGAGGGGAGCAGUCCCCCAGUGCCCACAAUGGACAGGGAACAGCUCCCCGGGGAGAUGCAGCUCUUUCUGCAGCAGGGUGAAGAUGUGGUGGAGGAGAUGGUGGGACAGGGACGAGCCUUCCUCACCCAGCUGCGGGCAGAGUUGGACCUUGGCACUGCCUUGGAAACUAUGGAGCCACGACAGGCACCCAGAGAGCUGGCAGGGACCCCCCUGCCAAGCCGGUCCGCACUGAGGGAGAAACGUGAGCUGGUGUCCACAGAGCUGCCCAGGGUGCAGGAGGAGAAGGAGGAGGAGGCAGGUGCCAGCAAAGCCUGCCCCAGCCUCAACGAGUCGGCAGUGCGGGUGGGUGCGGUGCGUGACCUGUACGCCUGGGUGCUGCAGGUGCCCGAGACUGACCUGGCCAUGACCUUCCAGGAGAUCCUCGUGGACCUGGGCUCCAAAAACACCAAGGGACUGUACCGGGCGCAGGUGCGGGCCACUGUAGGGGGCCGGCCCACGGCCUUCACUGGCCUUGUGGGGCUGGAGAGUGACUCGCUGGCCCGCAGCAUGCCCGGCCUCGUUGCUCUGGCGCUCGAAGCGCUGAAAACCUAA
Molecule: messenger RNA, 2412 nt
Organism: Chiroxiphia lanceolata (lance-tailed manakin)
Lineage: Eukaryota; Metazoa; Chordata; Aves; Passeriformes; Pipridae
Gene: PRSS56
Product: serine protease 56
Exons: 17
Coding region: 1-2412 (803 amino acids)
Biological process (GO): proteolysis
Molecular function (GO): serine-type endopeptidase activity
Source: RefSeq, a predicted model, not a curated record